CACCACGUACAGGAAUGGAAGGGAAGACCAGAAGACAUAACGUGCUAAGUUGUAUUUUGGUUUUGUUUUGUUUAACUCUGCGGAUGAAAGCACAGGCGUGUCAGUCUGGAUCUAAAUGUCCACAGACAGCUCCAUGCUGUAGGAACAGCAAUGGUCAACCACUUCCACCAUCAGAAGGAAUGGAUUGGAUUGAACCAAAAACUGGGUUGUGUUCGUCAAGUCUGGCAAGUGAAAAUGAACCGUGCAGCUCUUCUUGCACAUGUGCACCAGGACUUGAAUGUUACAGACCUCGAACAUGGAUGUGCUGUCCGCCAUUUUCUUGUUACAACGCCACCUGGGUAAAGGAAAUAACAGAAUUUUGGGACAAAUGUUUCGAAGAUCCAGACUGCCCUUUACCACUAUAGGUUGAUUCAUUUACAAUUGGAUUAGCCAAGAAGACUUUGUUUUCAAUACAAUUGUAGCGUUGUUUUUUGUUCAAAGCCUACUUUGCUUAUCAGAGGUUAACAUACCUCAGAGAGCCUUUGACAUGACAAAACUUCAUGCACAAUGUGAUUUCAUUUUAAAUCUACAGAUUUCAAGUCAACAGUAAAUAGCUACUAAAAUGAAGACAAGAUUU
Molecule: messenger RNA, 616 nt
Organism: Saccostrea echinata
Lineage: Eukaryota; Metazoa; Mollusca; Bivalvia; Ostreida; Ostreidae
Exons: 4
Coding region: 15-404 (129 amino acids)
Source: RefSeq, a predicted model, not a curated record